This is a messenger RNA of Halteromyces radiatus, 2031 nucleotides long. Its product is annotated as large subunit of biosynthetic type acetolactate synthase. Gene Ontology annotation, cellular component: mitochondrion; acetolactate synthase complex. Lineage: Eukaryota; Fungi; Mucoromycota; Mucoromycetes; Mucorales; Cunninghamellaceae. The record is from RefSeq and is a predicted model, not a curated record. The coding region runs from base 43 to 2031 and encodes 662 amino acids. The transcript has 2 exons. Gene Ontology annotation, biological process: L-valine biosynthetic process. Gene Ontology annotation, molecular function: acetolactate synthase activity; magnesium ion binding; thiamine pyrophosphate binding.
CUUCUUUUCUCCAACUUUUUUUUUUUUAUAACAGUGAACAACAUGAUUGCUUCAAAAACUCUACGACAUACAGCACCAAGGUUUCUCAAGCGUUCUAAUCUUUUACUUCCUAUUGCUUUAAGGACAAUUCACAACUCGUCAAAAACAAAAGGUGCUGCUGCCACAGCUAUUUCAAGUGGUGGUGGUCAUGUUGCUGAUAUUCCAAAUAAAAAAGUUCAACCUCUGUUCAAAAAAUCAACAGAACCUCAAAUGGACAAUUCUUUUGUGGGCAAGUCUGGUGGUGAAAUCUUUCAUGAAAUGAUGUUAAGGCAUGAAGUAAAACAUAUCUUUGGUUAUCCUGGUGGUGCUAUUCUUCCUGUUUUUGAUGCAAUCCAUGAAUCCAAUUAUUUUGAUUUUAUUCUUCCACGUCAUGAACAAGGUGCUGGACAUAUGGCUGAAGGUUAUGCUAAAGCUACUGGUAAACCUGGUGUGGUUUUAGUGACAUCUGGUCCUGGUGCAACCAAUGUUGUUACUGCAAUGGCAGAUGCUUUAGCUGAUGGUGUUCCUCUUGUUGUAUUUACUGGUCAAGUGCCUACUGCUGCUAUUGGUACUGAUGCUUUCCAAGAAGCCGAUGUUGUUGGUAUCUCUCGAGGAUGUACAAAAUGGAAUGUGAUGGUCAAAGAUAUUGCUGAAUUACCUCGUCGAAUCAAUGAAGCUUUUACUAUUGCCACUAGUGGUCGACCUGGACCUGUAUUGGUGGAUUUACCCAAGGAUGUGACAGCUGGUGUGUUACGUCGUCCUAUUCCUACAAAUGCAAUGAUCCCUGCUCGUCCUGCUGCUAUUCCCAACACUGCUAUUGGUGCAUUCACUGAAGAAGCUUUAUCCAAACCUUCCCCCGUACUCAAACGUGCAGCCGAACUCAUCAACCAAGCUAAACGUCCUGUCAUCUAUGCUGGUCAUGGUAUUGUAGGUCAUCCAGAUGGUCACAAGAUUCUUACUCAACUCGCAAAUCAAGGCAAUAUCCCUGUUACAACUACUCUUUGUGGUCUUGGUGUAUUUGACGAAGAAGAUCCAAAAUCUCUUCAUAUGCUUGGUAUGCAUGGAUCAUGUUAUGCUAAUCUCGCUAUGCAACAUGCCGAUGUGAUCAUUGCUCUUGGUGCUCGCUUUGAUGAUCGUGUCACUGGAAAUGUCAAGGCGUUUGCUCCUGAAGCUAUCAAGGCCAGCAAAGAAGGUCGUGGUGGUAUUCUUCAUUUUGAAAUCAUGCCAAAGAAUAUCAACAAGGUGGUGGAAGCAACGGAAGCAAUCGAAGGCGAUGUGACUGAAAAUGUACAAAAGAUGUUACCUCAUAUUGCGUCAGCCGAACGUAAGGAUUGGUUCAACACUAUCAACAACUGGAAAGAAAAGUAUCCCUUCUAUUAUGAACCUGCCACUGGUGAUGAAGUACUUAAACCUCAACAAAUCAUUGAAGAACUCAAUCUACAGACAAAGGAUAUCAAGGAUAAGGUGAUUGUGACAACAGGUGUGGGACAACAUCAAAUGUGGGCAGCUCAACUUUAUCGAUGGCGCCAUCCUCGUACAUUUAUUACAUCUGGUGGUCUAGGAACAAUGGGAUACGGAUUACCUAGUGCUAUUGGAGCCAAGGUGGCAAAACCUGAUCACAUUGUGGUGGAUAUUGAUGGUGAUGCUUCUUUUUCAAUGACGGCCAUGGAAUUAGCAACAGCUGCAGAAUUCAAUAUUGGUGUUAAGGUGUUACUUCUCAACAACUCAUUCCAAGGUAUGGUCAAACAAUGGCAAGAUUUAUUCUAUGAAAACCGAUAUUCUGGUACUGUGAUGAAGAAUCCUGAUUUUGUCAAAUUAGCCGAAUCUAUGGGUGUCAAAGCCAUCCGUGUUACCAAGGCAUCUGAAAUCCCAGAAAAAAUGAAGGAAUUUUUGGAACAUGAUGGUCCCGUGUUGAUGGAUGCUGUGGUUUGCAAGAAAGAGCAUUUGUUCCCUAUGGUACCUGCUGGUAAAGCUUUGGAUGAUUUUAUUGUGCAUCCCAAACUCAUAAAAUAG